This is a messenger RNA of Polypterus senegalus (gray bichir), 3552 nucleotides long. RefSeq names its product LIM domain binding 3a (gene ldb3a). The transcript has 9 exons. Gene Ontology annotation, cellular component: Z disc; adherens junction; filamentous actin. Gene Ontology annotation, molecular function: actin binding; muscle alpha-actinin binding. The record is from RefSeq and is a predicted model, not a curated record. NCBI's taxonomy places the organism in Eukaryota, Metazoa, Chordata, Cladistia, Polypteriformes, Polypteridae. Bases 43 to 1089 code for a protein of 348 amino acids. Gene Ontology annotation, biological process: heart development; muscle structure development; actin cytoskeleton organization.
UUACAGUGGAUGCCCUUACACAGGGACUCGAACCCAUAAGUCAUGAGGUGGUUUUUAGACCUACAGCCUUACAAGUUUUUGGUUGUUUAUCGUCAAGGAGUGCUCCAAGCCAAUGCCGAUACCCUUUCCCGGAGCCACGACCUCACGGACAGAGGCUCUUUGCUGCUUGCUCCCCUUUUCCAAGUACUAGGAGGAGAAGCUGAGAAAAAAGACAACAAAAAAAGUGAAAAAAUGGGAAGUUACACAGUGAGCCUCAGUGGACCUGCCCCAUGGGGUUUUAGGCUACAAGGUGGAAAAGACUUCAACAUGCCUCUUACAAUCUCCAGGAUUACCCCUGGCAGCAAGGCUGCCCAAGCUAAUUUGAGCCAAGGUGACAUCAUUGUGGCAAUCGAUGGAACAAGCACUGAUGGAAUGACCCAUCUGGAGGCACAGAAUAAAAUUAAAAGUGCCAGUUACAAUCUGGCCCUCAGUAUGCAGAGAUCAAAACGCCCAGCUCCUGUUCCCACAGCGACUCCACGAGUUGACUCGCCAAUGCCUGUUAUUCCCCACCAGAAGGUCAUUGCGAACACUGUUGCAAACACUGAAUAUGUCCCGAGCUUCAAUCCCAGCAUAUUGAAGGACUCUGCUUUGUCCACACAUAAGCCCAUAGAAGUUAAAGGUCCAGGUGGCAAGGCCACCAUCAUUCAUGCCCAGUACAACACCCCCAUUAGCAUGUACUCACAGGAUGCAAUUAUGGACGCCAUUGCUGGUCAAGCCCAGGCACGGGGCAGUGAUCUGUCUAGUACUCUACCAGUUAAAGAUCCUCUCGUAGACAGUGCCUCCCCUGUAUAUCAGGCUGUGGUCAAAGACAAGGAAAAAGGACAAAAUCCUGAAAUAGAUGAAUGGGCUCGUCGAGCAGCCAACCUACAGUCCAAGUCCUUUCGUAUUCUGGCUCAUCUGACAGGAACAGAGUAUUUGCAAGACCCAGAUGAAGAUGCAUUGAGGAGAUCAAGGGAAAAGUUUGAAUCUGAAGUAAAAGGCCCACGUUUUGCUAAAUUGAGAAACUGGCACCAUGGCCUGUCUGCACAAAUCCUUAACAUUCAGGGUUAACUGCCCAUGUGUAAUAGGGAAAAAUAUGAUUAAUAGAAAGAAAGGGAAACGUGAAGCAGUAACAAGCUAGAAAAAAGUAUUUAGCUCCUGUGAUGUGACAUAGCAUAGCUGAUAUAAUAUAGUUGCUUGAGAAGUGCUUGUUGUCAAAUGUGAUUGUACUCUGCCACUGUAAGCUAGUUGUAAUUAUGUUAAGGUAUUGAUUCAGCUGAUUGUGAAGAAAGGUGUUAUUUGCUGUAAAACACAACACUGUAUGUAAACGAUUUGAAAUAAUUGAUUUGGAAGGAUUUUUAGAACUACUCCUGUUGAUAUUUCUGGAGUUUUAUAAACCUUCUUCCAAUAUUUAUUUACACAUACUUUUGACUUGGUUGACUAGCAUUGCCCUAAUGUUAAUGUUAGUAGUUUAAGCUUAAAUUUUUGUAUGUCUGGUGGCUUUUGAGACUUUUAAGUAAUAUCCCCAAAACACUGCCAUUUAGCGUUACCAAAAGCUGCUAACUUUCCAGAGCUAAACUAUCAGAAUUUAUAGAAGGGGGUGAACUUACGUAGACCAAUUGGUCACCUUGCAGAAUGUAUUUUUCUUACUGUCUGGUAAAGCAGGCCCAAAGGCACUUAACAACUGGUUAAAGUAGAAAGUUUACUAAAAAUGUCGAGUACAGUGAAGGUAAACGGUGUAGGGAAUUAUUAACCAUCCAACCCAUUAAUAAACAUAUUGUUUUGGCAGUUAAUUGUAAAUAAGGACGUACAGAUUUUUGGGAUUCACUAAACAAGUACGCCAUUCAUUUUAAAAUUUGUUAUAUGGGGGGAAAAAAAACCCUGCUGUGUCAGUAAAUAGAAGGCCAUAAUAAUCCAAAUGAUGUAUUUGACAAUAAAGGUAAAAGAAGACAGUAAUCAAAAAUAUGCUUUUUGUUUCUUCACCUCAGUUAACUCUGAUAUUAUCAGUUGCUUUCAGUUUGGAAACAGUAAACAUACAGCAAAACUGCUCUCUAUGGCCUUGCAAACUGCUAUAUGUAAGAGUAGUUGUAAUAUUCUUUGUAGAAUGUUUGUUUUUAAUGUAACAAAUAAUUAUGCUCUUUGACAAAAUCAGAACUUUAUAAAUGUAAUAAAUGCUGCAAAAGUAUCUUUAAUGCACAUACACUGUUUAGUGGAGCUUUGAAGGCUUCAAUUUGCACAGUAAAAUGUAAUGUUUUGCUUCUGUUUUUAAAUUAUGGUCAACACACCUAAUUUAUACAAAAAACAUAACAUUUUUUUUAAACACUACCCUCUUUACCAAUUUUUAUUUUUUCUGUUUAAAGAGUAUAUUUAAUGUUUUACUGAAGGAAAUAGAGCUGAUGGAGGAAAAACAGGCUUCAGGUCUGCUACACAGAACCGAGCUUGUAUGUGAAGCUCAUAAGAUGCUGAGGCAUAAUUAAACAUGUCGUAUGAUGUAUUCAAAAUUAAAGGAAAGUUUAACAUUUCUAUAUUAUAUUAAAUAUUGCAGAGGGAAGCUGUUGUUUUGGACUGGUGCCCUUUACGGGGCUGUUUCCUGCCCUGCUGUGAUAGGGUUCAGCCCAACACAACCCUGAGUUGAAUUAGGCAGGUUUAAGAAUGAGGUGAGAAGAGAAAAUCUGUAUUUGUAUUUUUGAGUAAGGGAUUAUCAGUUUAUUAUGUUAAAUAUUCACACAUAAGAAUGUAAAUGAAUGGUUUUGAUCAUUUUUGAUAAGGUGGAAUUAUUUGGCAUGCUAGAUUGGCACUGCAUUCAAAUGGCUAAACUAUAUCAGGAUGAGGAAUGUAUAUUGUUAAUAUUCAUUUUAAGUAAUAUAUGUUAAUCUUUAUUUUUUGGGUAUUUUAACAAAAAUAUUUUUGGAUUAUUAUGGACCAUCUUUGCAAUGCAUAUAACAAACCCUAAAACAUUUUCUAUAGAUUCUUUAUAUUUUAAAAGUCCUUCUGCUGAAAUCAGUUUAAAACUUCAACACUGUUUGUAAUUCAUAGCCUUUCCUAUUAGGUUUUGCAUUAUAUUAACAAGGCCGGGGCACUGUUUCCCUUGUUUCUGAUUUAUGAGAUUGUUUAUGGUAAAUAAAAAUCAUAUUCAUGUAAAUAGGAAAAGGGAAGAGACAGAUGUCUCUCAUCUAGCUGUAUACCAUAUGUGUUCAGACUAAAGCAAUGUUUGUAAAUCCAACCUCUCAACUUUCCCAAGUCAAUCCUGUAUCUAUCCAUAUUCCCUGCUGUUAUAGGGCACUUGCACCUGGUAUUUUGGCCCUUUUCAUUUGACUGUCCAGAAUUAAUUUUCUGUUCAUUAAAAUUUAAUGGGCAUGAAAAUACAGAAUAUCCUCCUUGUUUAUAAAGGUCCACUUUCUUUUGUGGCAGGUUGAGAGGUCUGCAUGCAGUUUCAGUUUUACUCUGGCUGUAGAAUCAAAAUCACUCUGUAUAUAGUGACACAUUUCUUCUGAAAUAAAGAUAAUUGAAAAAUUAAAAGUUGACAGACAAAAA